Molecule: messenger RNA, 1032 nt
Organism: Knipowitschia caucasica
Lineage: Eukaryota; Metazoa; Chordata; Actinopteri; Gobiiformes; Gobiidae
Source: the annotation of a GenBank genome assembly
AUGCCUCCAGUCCAGAGCCUCCAGUCAAGCGGGCUUUCCCUCUCCGAGACAAGCAUGGGUUCGUUCAAAAGGAGGAAGAGGAAAUCUAUUAUUGUCACCGUGAUGCUGCUCAUAGUGUCGGUGCUCAUUCUGGUGUUUGGUCUGGCCGCCACCACUCGCACACAGAACAUCACGGUGGGCGGAUACUACCCAGGAGUCAUUCUUGGUUUUGGGUCAUUUCUGGGGAUUAUUGGAUCUCAUUUGAUUGAGAACAAAAGACAAAUGCUUGUGGCGUCAAUCGUCUUCAUCAGCUUUGGUGUUGUAGCUGCCUUCUGCUGUGCUAUUGUGGACGGUGUUUUUGCUGCAAGGCACAUUGAUCUCAGGCCUCUAUACGCGGGGCGAUGUGAGUUUUACUCCAGCGAGACUGACUCAGAGAGAGAUGUCUGCCAGACAUCGUCGCGCUCAAACUGUCAUUUCAAAGUUAAGAGGAACACAUGCUACUGCUGUGACCUGUACCACUGUGGCAAAGAGCACCCUCUAAUGGGACUGCAGAAUAAAGAUGUUUUGAAAAAAUUUAGGAAAUCCUCCAUGAUUUGGAACCGUGUGGAGGUCCACGGCGGAUACCACGAGUACACCGACGUGAAGAGCUGCCACGACGUGGUGCAUUUGUACCACCUUCUCUGGUCCGCCACCAUCCUCAACAUUGUGGCUCUUUUCCUGGGCAUCAUAACUGCGGCGGUGCUGGGAGGCUUCAAAGACCUGACUCCCUCCGCCUCUUUAGACAGCACGUCUGAGCCAGAGGCCAUCACAGCGCCCGUCCCCAGGGAGCCUCCAGCGGCUUCAAACUCACACCGGCCCAAUCGCAACCCGGCGCGCUGCCUGCCACCGUACACAGCCUACGACAUGCAGGGGGCGUACGUGUUCCCGGACUCCUCAGGUUUAUCCGAUGACUCCCAAUCUGGAGCCAGUCAUCUGUGGCCCACGAUGAUCCCCCCGCGUUACUCACCUCCUCACCUCCAUCCAGAUGAGAAGCCCCCUCCAUACAGCCCCUAA